Molecule: messenger RNA, 3312 nt
Organism: Phymastichus coffea
Lineage: Eukaryota; Metazoa; Arthropoda; Insecta; Hymenoptera; Eulophidae
Exons: 6
Coding region: 16-1764 (582 amino acids)
Source: RefSeq, a predicted model, not a curated record
GCGCCCACGGCGCAGAUGCUCCGGCCCGCGCGCGCACCAGAAAAAGAGCGUCCCGGUUCGAUCUGCGCCCCUCUCUCUCUCGCUCGCUCGCUCGCUCGUUCGCUCGCUGGCUGGCUGCUUCGCUCGCUCGCGCCGUGGGGGAGCGCGCGCGCACGGCUCUUCUCGUCUGUAUACAGACGGACGGCGCGGAGCACUGGCGUGAAUCGUCGCCGUCGCGCUGCUGGCACACGCUCGCCGCGAGUAUGCCGAGGUGAAGAGCGGCGUUCGACGCGAGAACAGCCUCCACUGGCAUGCCCGCCGCCACUUAGCGCAGCGAGGCGUCGUGUGCGCGAGUGCCGCUCCAGCGACGGCUGUCGCGCUGAUCCUCGCUCGCCGUGCUGUCGCCGCUGCUGUUGCUGCCGCGGCCGCUGCCGCUGCGAUGCAGACUCCAUAGACGCGGCCAGCCUUUCGGAGGCGGAGGUGGCAAGCAGCGGCACGAUGACCGUCAACGACUCGGCGGACGACUCGACGACGUGCUCGUGGUGCGCGAUAGGCCCGCCACCGAACGCGAUCCUGCAGAUCCCACCGCCGCCCGUGCCGGCCUUCCUGCUGGCCGAUUACUACCCGAGCGGCGCGCUCAGCGGAUCCUCCGGCCUGCCCCUGCUCGACAAUCGCUUCAACAGCAGCCCCUGCCGGCACUCGUGCGAGUGGCGUGCCGAGGGCGUCCACUACGUCGAGGUACCGCAGCAAGGUAGCAUGCUCGACGACACGUGGCUUCUGGUGCUAAUAUCCUCGUGCGUCGGCGUUAUACUGAUCGGCGUUGUGCUCGCGGCGAUGCUGAUCAAGUGCAAACUACAGCCGGACGACGUGAGCCGUCACGUGAACGACGACGCGUCGCAGUGCAGCAGCCGCAGCAACAAGAACAGCACGCUGUCCACCUCGACAGCGAGCUCGAGCAUGCAGACGACGACGACGAGCGGCACGGGGCCCUGCCUCAGCAGCAGGACCAUAGCCAGACUGCAGCACGAGGCGGCCGUGUUGUACCCCUGCGGCCAGGAGGACUCGCGGGUCAUGUGGGCCACGCUCACGCCGCGCGGUACCACCAGGCACUACCUCGAGGAGCACACCUACGAGACCAUCGGCAGCGUCUGCCACGGGCCGCAGCUGCCGCCGCCGCCGCCGCCGCCACCGCCGCCGCCGCCGCCGCCCUCGCAGCAAGCCCUUGGCUCCUCCUACGUCGCCGGCGGCAUGCUCGGCCUGGCCCAUCACCAGCACCACGAUCACAGUAGGAGACAUUACCCUGAGAGCCCGUCUGAACAUGUAAACCUCAAGGCAAUUCCAACAAUUUAUUUGUCAUACCACUCGGAUACUUACAAUGAGCCUCCCGCACCGUCGCCUGUUAUGACUCGGCCGAAGGACGAGAAGGCUUUUGACAACACAGCUUUCGUCGAUUACGAGGAGCCGCACUCGAUGAAGAGCGAGUACUAUCAGCUCGACGACGUGCUGGAGCCGUGCGAUCCAAUAUUCUCGGUGCAGGGCAUGUACGGCAUGCCGCCACGGAGUAGCGCCGGUCCGACUACACUGCCGGCGACGACGAGCCCCGGCGGCGCGUUGCGGCCCCGCGUGAGCUCGCCGACGAGGAUCGAGCACCCGAACCUGCCGCCGCUGAACCUGCAGCCGACGCUACCGCGCAGCAAGCAGCGCACGCGCAAGAACUCGAUCAACCAGCAUCCGCCCGACUGCACGCUGCUGCGCGGUGCCGGUACUUACAUACCAACCAUAUAGAAUCGACGGGAUCAACGGAUCUAUGACGACCAUAGAUACUGAGAUGUGCGAGUGAGAGAGAGAAAGAGAGAGAGAGAGAUAGAGAAAAACAAGCUCCUCUCGGCUCUUCAUCGAAUGAAGAUUGCCUGGGACGGAUUUAUUAUUUUUUUUAUAUUGUAUGCGUGUGCGAGUGCAUGCGGAUCGAGAGGAGAGAGAGAGAAUAAGCUCGGUUCGCGAGCCUUGAGAUUUAUUCGAGUUAAACGAUGUAUGCAAAGUAAUAACGCGUUGAGAUUUCUCGCAUUUUCUCGUAGAAUUUCACGCGCAAAACUCGCCGCUAUUGCGGGAAUAAUAAAUGAAAAAAAACAAAAAAAAACAUGUUGCAAGAAUUGUUUGGCGUUUUAUAAGAAAGCUCAAAUGAUUUGUUUUUUAAAUGCAACGAACUAUCAGUCAACGUUCCUCACAGUAAUCGCUAACACACUUUCAAGCUACGAAAACGCUGCUAAUACGUCAUUAGAUUUCUGACAAGGUGCGAAAGACCAUUUGUAUAACGAUGAUUCCGUUCUUUUUACGAAACGAAAGAAAAGCAGAGAGAGACAAAAAAUUUUUUUAUAUUGUUAUGGUAGUUUGUAGCCUUUGAUAUUAAGGUAUUUCGUUGAUGCGAAAUGGACAAUUCAGUGUGAAUGAGCGUAACAUAAUAUAUUCGAAUUUCUUCUUCUUGCGUCGAAUGUUUCUUCUCUCCAAGUCAAAAGAGAUUCAUUCAUUAAUUUGUUAAUAAUCUCUCUAUUUACCUCAUAUGUAUGUAUCGCAUAACUCGCAUUUAUUCUAAAUCAUAAUUUUAGCAAAUUAUUUAUUUUUUAACUGGCUUCGAUAUAGAUUAGUGAAUGAUACAAGAAAAGAGAAAAAGGAUAUACACCACGUGCUAAGACAUAUAUGUAUAGAUAAACAAAAAUGAUAUUGCUACUUUUUACACUACACACUUUUAAAUUCUAAACGUCGUUAUUGUGACAGUUAGCUAGUACCUUCUUCAUCAUCAUUCUUGUCAAUUUUAAUGUCAAGUGUAAAGAAACCAACUUUCUUACCUUUUUUACUUAUUUAUGGUCACCAAACUAUUUUAACACAUUACUAGUCACGCCUACUUUUCUACGCCAAAGUUACGUUAUUAGGUUGUUCAGUUAGGUUACUCUUUAUGUAUGUUGUAUAUCUAUCGAAAUCGUUUUUUAUUGAACAAAGUUUUGCGUUGAUUUAAGAAAGAGCGAAUGCAGAGAAAAAGAUGAAAAAACAAAGCAAAUAAAACAAAAAAAAAAUCGAUUUUUCUACGCCGUACAAUCUUGUUUGUGAUCUUUUUGAUAAGUAGUUUUCCUACGAAGCGAAGGGAGACUUUUUAGAUACGAGCUUUUAAAUGUAGCGAAUGAAAAAAAAAAUACAAAGCGCGCAAGUAGAUAGAGAGAACCAAAUAGAAAGAACCAAAUCGGCUAGGGGAUCAUUGGCUCGUUAAUAGGGGGAAUAAAUUGUAGAUUUAUAUAAUGUAUUAGAAAAGAAAAAACAAAGCUAAUGUGCGAGUAAAUAAAA